This is a messenger RNA of Cryptomeria japonica (Japanese cedar), 1144 nucleotides long. RefSeq names its product MYB-like transcription factor EOBI. The record is from RefSeq and is a predicted model, not a curated record. The coding region runs from base 31 to 906 and encodes 291 amino acids. The transcript is spliced from 3 exons. Lineage: Eukaryota; Viridiplantae; Streptophyta; Pinopsida; Cupressales; Cupressaceae.
GAGUUGUGGUUUGAAGCAGUGGGUCAUUUCAUGAGAAUGGGUAAGUCUCUACGCUGCUUCAAAGAUUUUGAGCUCAACCGUGGCGCUUGGACUGCCCAAGAGGAUUUCAUUUUGAGUAAUUAUAUUUCCAUUCACGGAGAAGGUCAAUGGAGCUCUAUUGCCUUAAAAGCAGGUCUGAAGCGGUGUGGGAAGAGUUGUAGAUUGCGUUGGAUGAACUAUCUGCGUCCUGAUAUUAAGCGUGGGAACAUUUCACCCGACGAAAGGGAUCUCAUUAUUAGACUUCAUGGGCUCCUUGGCAAUAGAUGGUCUCUGAUUGCAGGACGAUUACCUGGGCGAACAGACAACGAAAUAAAGAACUAUUGGAAUACUCAUCUCAGCAAAAGUAAGGAGAUGGCAGAGAAGGGAGCUCUUCAGAAAGUCCAUAGAAAAUCAAAACUGGGUCGUCGCGAAGGUCAUCGUCGACCAACGAGUACUCCUUUGAAAGCAACUGCGGUUAGAACAAAGGAGGAGCCAAACAAAAGUGUGGACAUUUGUAACUCUGAUGAUCAAGACGUGAAGUCGAGGGAGAGCGAACAAAGUAUGAAGAACUCCAAUUCAUGGUGUGAGUUAAUAGUCGAAGAUUACAUCACAGAUGUGUAUUCCGACUUCGACGACCAUAUGAUGGCUCAGAAAACUGGUGUAAAUGAAGUAGGUAUUUCAAAGGAGUUACUAUAUUUGAAGAAGCUGGCUUCUCCCCACUGCGAUCACAACUUCUCUCCAUCUGAAUAUACGAGAGAUUUCAAGAUGGAAGAUGUUGUGAGUAUGCAGAAUGUUGAAUUUAUUAACAAGGCAAGCAUGCAGUCUUUCAAUAUGCUACUUUCUGAAUGGGACGAGCACUGGGAAAGGGAAGCAGCAAUACUGUUUUAGAAGAUUUUAUCUCAGUUUUACGAGACAAGAUAAAAGUUUAGUUCUUAAGUUUAAGACUGUAUUUUUACUUCUCUCGUGCUAUAUAAUCUUUUUUAGACUGUAAGAAUGGGAUCUAGUCCUCCUAUAAAUUGUAGUGUGCCAAUAACAUCAUGCAUUGUCCUAACAUCUAUCUACAAUCUGAGGCUUGUAUGAUUUGUUCUUUUGACUAGCUUUGGUUUCUCUCUUGCCAUUGUUUUCA